Messenger RNA from Hippocampus zosterae (dwarf seahorse), 2568 nucleotides. RefSeq names its product opioid receptor, delta 1b (gene oprd1b). Gene Ontology annotation, biological process: G protein-coupled opioid receptor signaling pathway; neuropeptide signaling pathway. Gene Ontology annotation, cellular component: membrane; neuron projection. Bases 405 to 1556 code for a protein of 383 amino acids. Gene Ontology annotation, molecular function: G protein-coupled enkephalin receptor activity; neuropeptide binding. NCBI's taxonomy places the organism in Eukaryota, Metazoa, Chordata, Actinopteri, Syngnathiformes, Syngnathidae. The transcript is spliced from 3 exons. The record is from RefSeq and is a predicted model, not a curated record.
GUAUACUUAUCUCUUGAAAUUUCAUUUACUUUUUUCUGUUUUUAAUAAAUGCGUUUUUUUAGUAUCUUGAAUUUGUAAAAUAAGUUAUACAUUUAUUUUUCACUCAUGAACGGUUCGGUGAACGUGCCUAUUAACUGGUGGGGUACGGUACCUCAUAAAAGGUUAAGAACCACUGGUCUAGAAAGAAUCGUGAGGGGAAUCAGGGGUGAGAGAGGCAAAGAGAGAGAGUGAAUGAGGGAGGGGGCGAGAGAGAGAAAGACAGUGAGAGAGAGAGAGAGACGCGCGGUGAGAUAAUUUCACUCGCAGUCUUGGUGGCACACCAUUCACGCACCGUGUACAAAAGAAAACUCUCCUUGCCUUAAAAAAAACAAACCAAUCAUUUUUUUUUUGUUUUGUUUUUUGUGAUGGAGUUACCCACUUCCCCUCCGGGGGACAUAUACAUGUCGUUAUCUCCCUUCAACGCCACCCUAGCCGACACGGUACUACUCGGACUCCCGAGAGGCGUCGGGACCAACUGGACCAACGGGACCAAUGGGAACAACGCUACAAGCGUGUCCGUGGGUCGCGACACGGCAAGGGUCGUCAUCGCCGUGUGCAUCACUGCCCUCUACUCGCUCAUCUGCGUGGUGGGACUGCUGGGCAACAUCCUCGUCAUGUACGGCGUAGUCAGGUACACCAAGAUGAAGACGGCCACCAACAUCUACAUUUUCAAUUUGGCCCUGGCGGACGCCCUCGCCACCAGCACUCUGCCCUUCCAGAGCGCCAAUUACCUCAUGAGCACGUGGCCUUUUGGACAGCUGCUGUGCAAAUUGGUCAUCGCCAUCGACUACUACAACAUGUUCACCAGCAUCUUCACGCUCACCAUGAUGAGCGUGGACCGUUACGUGGCCGUCUGUCAUCCUGUGAAGGCCCUGGACUUUCGCACGCCAUCCAAAGCCAAGAUCAUCAAUAUCUGCAUCUGGAUUCUCUCAUCCGUUAUUGCAGUACCUGUAAUGAUCAUGGCCGUUACCAGGGUGACAGACAAAGGCAGCGUCGAUUGCAGAAUCAUAUUUCCCGAACCAGAAUGGUACUGGGACACGGUGACAAAAAUCUGCGUCUUCAUCUUCGCAUUCCUGGUGCCUGUGCUUGUCAUCACCAUCUGCUACGGUCUGAUGAUCCUACGGCUAAAGAGUGUCCGUCUCCUCUCCGGAUCCAAAGAGAAGGACAGAAACCUGAGGCGAAUCACCCGCAUGGUCCUGGUGGUGGUGGCGGCCUUCAUCAUUUGCUGGACUCCCAUACACAUCUUCAUCAUUGUCAAGACCAUGGUGAAAAUCGACCACAAGAACCUACUGGUGAUGGCGAGCUGGCAUCUGUGCAUCGCCCUGGGCUAUACCAACAGCAGCCUCAACCCAGUCCUUUACGCCUUCCUGGAUGAGAACUUCAAGAGGUGCUUCCGAGAUUUCUGCUUGCCCUAUCGCCCACGUACGGAGCAGCACAGCUUCUCCCAAGGCCGCAACAGCACCAGGGAGCCCGUGUCCAUUUGCGCCCCCGCCACCCGAGGCAGACAGCCCGCGUGACUAGGCAUGGACCGUAGAGGGAUCCAGGAUGAGCUCCAGACCGAAGUCACACAGGUCGCUACCACAGGAGUGUGAAUGUUGGCAUUUUUUUUUCCCACCGCUGGCAGUUUUAUCUCAAACUCAUGCCCAAGGCUUUGCGCGACGGUUCCCUCAUGAAGAGACUCAAUGCUUUUCUUUCAGGAUGCUGAAAAAAAUGCCAAGGUGUGCCUGUCGAUUCCAAACUGGUGGAUACAAAUGUACAUACAGACAAGUGACAAAUUAAAAUGGGUGGGUGGGGGUUCAGGGGAGGGGGGGUCCACUUUCAUCAGAAAUCUAAAACUCAUUCAGUACCAACCAAUUACAAACCAAGUCUGAAAAGACGUUUAAAAACGUCUUUGGGAGUGAAUGAGUUAAAAAGGCCAAAAACCUGAACACAGAAAUAAAAAAAUAAAUAUCAACCAAAAAAAAAGAUGAUACAAUUUAAUUCUCGUCCAAAUCUAUCUUCAUGAGAGGAAACCAAGUGUGUCUUCUCAGUCAGUAAAAGCUAAAAACAACACACACGCACACGAAAUGAUACAUCGCCUCAAUGGCAUCACUGGCAGCAGUAAAAUGCUUACUUUUUGCUUCACAGAUGGGAACUAAGUGAGUGCUGAAGUGAUACACAAUGCUUACAACUUUAUCUCAUCGCUCAAGUAAAUUUACUUUCAUUAAAAAAACAGAAGUUUCGACACAGAUAGUCGAGGCAUUGGACCUGAAGAGCUCUGACAUGUUGAUUCUUUUUGGUAAGUCCAAUGAAAAUAGAUCAGACUACAGACAAAUAGUGCAGGUGAUUAUAAAAGUAAGCAUCUGAAAAAGAAAAAAAAAGCUUUUUGUCUGGAUUGUUACUGGUUGCUAGGCAAUAUCUGUUGGGUGAAACAAUAUUUAUGUCAUCCAUUCAUUGAUUUUUUUACAGCGCUUGUCCUCAUUAAGCUUGUGGGUGAGCUGUUCAAUUGCAGUGAUUUGCGCCAUUUUGACCAAUUUAAAAAAAAAACAA